AUGGAGUCGUUUUGUCUGAAGAUCAAGAUUACUUGUUUGCAUGCCCAACUCUGCACUCAACAACAGACCUCUGCAUUGCUCCAAUUUAAGCAACAAUUUUCCUUCAAUAAAUCUGCCGAUGAGGACUGUGAUUCUGUCGGAAUCCUUUCUUACCCGAAGAUGGAGUCGUGGAAGGAGGGUUCUGAUUGUUGCUCAUGGGAUGGGGUCAAGUGUGACAACAACACAAGUCAAGUAAUUGGCCUCGACCUCAGUUGCAGCUGGCUCCUAGGCACCAUCCAACCCAAUAGCACCAUCUUCUACUACUUUCCUCACCUCCAAAGGUUCAACCUUGCUUUCAAUGAUUUUGGCAUGUCUCAAAUCUCAUCUGAAUUUAGUCGAUUCACCAGAUUGACACACCUCAACCUCUCUGACUCUAGUUUUUCUGGAAAAGUCCCUAUAGAAGUCUCAUUUCUGAGCAAAUUGGUCUCGCUUGAUCUCUCUUACAAUUAUGAUUUGAGGUUGGAAGAACCUGGAUUUGAAUUACUUGUUCAAAACUUAACCAAGGUAAGAGAACUUAAUCUUAGAGAUGUAAACAUAUCUUCAGUGGUUUCGAAUUCCUUGCUCAAUCUGACUUCUUUAACACUUCUCCAUCUUUCUGAAUGUGGAUUGCGUGAAAAAUUUCCUGAUGGAAUAUUCCAUUUACCACAUCUGAAUGAGCUGCGUAUACCAUAUAAUGAUGCUCUCGCUGGUUAUUUUCCCGAGUUUAUAAACUCGAGCAGUCCUCUCCAGUACUUGGUGCUUACACGCACUAAUUUCUCUGGAGAACUACCAGACUCAAUUGGGAAUUUGAAGUCCUUGAAAACGUUGUAUGCCGCUCGUUGUAAAUUUUAUGGAACCAUCCCUACGUUGCUCGGAAACCUUACGGAAAUGACUGGUUUAGGCAUCGGAUAUAACAAUUUCACCGGCAUGCUCCCAUCUUCACUUUCAAACCUUGGAAAUCUCGUCGUCUUGAGAGUUGACAGUAAUAAUUUUGAAG
Molecule: messenger RNA, 1015 nt
Organism: Camellia sinensis
Lineage: Eukaryota; Viridiplantae; Streptophyta; Magnoliopsida; Ericales; Theaceae
Source: RefSeq, a predicted model, not a curated record